Molecule: messenger RNA, 6921 nt
Organism: Stegodyphus dumicola
Lineage: Eukaryota; Metazoa; Arthropoda; Arachnida; Araneae; Eresidae
Product: ubiquitin carboxyl-terminal hydrolase 47-like
Biological process (GO): protein deubiquitination
Cellular component (GO): nucleus; cytosol
Molecular function (GO): cysteine-type deubiquitinase activity; protein binding
Source: RefSeq, a predicted model, not a curated record
UCAUACGUAUGAUAUUGUAUUGCGUUUCCAGAAAUUCAAGUGUUGCCUGUAGGCAUCAUAUGGAUUGGUUUAUUUCGCGAACGGUACCGGGAAUUGUGUUGUGUACUCGUCAUGAAGCGACGUUUGAAAUAUUACAAAUCUGUUGAGCAUCUCUCUGAUGAUUUUUAAUCCUUACAGAAAUAAAGAUCAUUUAUUCGGUAUGGUUCCAGGAGAAAAUACUGACUUUCUAGUUGUUGAGGGUAUGUGUGCCACAGCCACAGCAGCUGCUGAUGAACCCAGAGCAUUAUGUAUUAUCCGGGACUUGUCAGAUGGCCAGUUGCACAGUAAAAAAUCUGUGAUUAAUUUACCUGCUUCAACAACAGCGGCACAGUUGAUGCAGGAAGUUAGUAGAAAAUUCAAAUAUCAUCCAGACACUUUUGAACUUGUGUUACAAAGGAUAUGUGAUAAAGAAACGGUCCAUAUACAUGAGCACGGUGAAGAAACUUUAGAAGAAAUGGGUUUUCGAUGUGGUGAAAAUGCAAGGAAUCACAUCAUCAUUGGCAACAGAAAUUUUACACCCCCAAAAACACUUGAUGUCACAGAUGCUGAUGGUCUUGCUGAUGACACAUCUAUUCUUGAUAACAUGAAAGGAAAGUUAACUCUUGACAGUGGUGAUAGACCCUGUACCUAUGUGCCACCACCAGCUCCACCUCCAUACACACCAGGAACUUCUGAAUUCUCAUACAAUUAUAGCUACAGCAAUGCUCUUACACGCCAAGAUACAGGUUUUGUUGGUUUAGUAAACCAAGCAAUGACUUGUUACCUAAACAGUCUUCUUCAGACUCUUUUUAUGACUCCAGAAUUUAGAAACACUUUAUACAGAUGGGAGUUUGAUGGAACGGAAGAAGAAGGUACUAAAAGUAUCCCAUUUCAGCUUCAAAAACUGUUUCUGCAGUUGCAGACGAGUAAAAAGCCUGCUGUGGGAACCACAGAGCUAACUACGAGUUUUGGCUGGGAUAGCAGUGAAGCAUGGCAACAGCACGAUGUUCAAGAGCUAUGUCGAGUCAUGUUUGAUGCAUUAGAGCAAAAAUUUAAAAACACACAACAAGCUGACCUCAUUAGCAGAUUGUAUGAAGGGAAACUGAAAGACUACGUAAAAUGUCUCGAAUGUGGUUAUGAAAGUGCCAGAGAAGAUACUUUCCUUGAUGUUCCUCUUGUUGUUCGGCCAUUUGGUUCUAGUCAAGCAUAUGCCAGUGUGGGAGAAGCAUUGCACGCAUUUGUUACGCCAGAAAUUCUCCAGGGUUCCAAUCAGUAUUUUUGUGAACACUGCAAUAAAAAAUGCGAUGCUCAUAAAGGAUUGAAAUUUAUUAAAUUUCCUUAUUUGCUGACAUUACAGUUGAAGAGGUUUGAUUUUGAUCCUGUUACAAUGCAUCGCAUAAAAUUAAAUGACAGGGUAUCUUUUCCUGAAAUCUUAAAUCUGAAUGAUUUCAUCAAGUCAGAUAAUAGCAUGGAGACAUGUGAUGAUGGUGAUACUACUGAUAGUGGAUCUGCCUUAGAUGAAGAAGGCAUUUGUUAUGCAAGUGGUUGUAAAACAGGUUGUUCUCUGUCUCCAGAGGCAUUUAGUGACAAUGAUUUAGCUGAUGAUGAUGAGGGCAUUGAUGUAGGACCUCAUGGACCAUCUAUGGAGAGCAGCCAUGAGCUGUGUGUCAAUGAAAGAAAUUUAAAGAAGUCUAUGGAAAAGGGUCCAUAUGUAUAUGAAUUAUUUUCCAUCAUGGUUCAUUCUGGAAGUGCAAAUGGUGGUCAUUAUUACGCAUACAUUAAGUCUUUCAAGCAUGGAGAGUGGUUGUGUUUUAAUGAUGCUCAAGUGACAAGGAUAACCUAUGAUGAUAUUCAAAAAACAUAUGGUGGUGGUCCAACAAGAGGUUAUUACUCUAGUUCCUAUUCAAGUUCUACAAAUGCAUACAUGUUGAUGUAUCGUCAGAUUGAUAAAGAAAAAAAUGCUGGAUGUAUGUCUCUUGAAGAAUUUCCUGAACACAUUAAAGACUUACUACAAUGCAUGCAGGAGCAAGAGGAAAGAGAAAGGUUACAACGGGAAUUGGAUCGUUCAAUGUGCAAAAUUAAACUGUUUUGUCAACAUCCUAUUCAUAUUCAUCAACAUCCGAUAAUGGUAGAAAGAAAGCUGAAAAUACAUAAAGAUUGCACUCUUGCUGAAGCUACGGCUACAGCUCAUACUAUAAUGGGCUUAGAAGGAAUAGUUCCUCUGGAGUGUUGCAGGUUAGUAAAGUACGAUGACUUCCAUGAUUCUCUUGAGAGUUCAUUUGAUGCCAAUAGUGAAGAAACUAUAGGAGAACUCCUUGGUGGAGUUAAAUCAAGUUACAAAUUUGACUUAUUACUAGAAAUUCGGAAACCGCAAGAACAAUUCCAAGAGUAUAAACCUGGAGGAACUACGGUCAAAGUUCAUGUAGUCGAUCUUGAACGAGAAGAAGUUGCUUCUCAUCCAGUCACAAUUAGAAGUCAUCCAUCCAACACAGUGGAUGAACUGAGGUCCCAGAUUGCCCAGUCUCUUGGAGUUGAUGGUAGCAAAAUGAGAAUCGUUCUGGAAGCAUAUAGUAAUGAAACUAAAAUUUUAGAUGUUCCAUUAAGGACUUUGAGUAGUGAAGGUUUCAGGAAGAGCAACAAGGUUUUUGUUGAAUUUAAAGAUGCUGAAGAUGCUGCAAAGCCUUACAGUCAAUCAAAACUUUUCAGAAUUUUAGAUUGCUAUGCUCAUACCAUCUGCAUACAUGUAGCCCUUCCUAAAGUAGAUAAAGCAAUUUUAGAUCGUUUACGUCUCCAUAACUGUGAUGAAGAUGGAGGGAAAUAUGACUCCAGCAGUGAAGAAGAAACAGAAGAAAAUGACUCCACUGAUACUGGAGUGGGAUUGGAGAAAUCAUCUACUAUCAGUGUAUCUUCCAAAAUGUGCUCCGUCCUUGAUUCCAAUUGGGUUGAAGGGUCUAAAGUCCUAGCCUCAUCAAAUGCUGAAUUCACAAAGAAGAACCACAUCACAAUCACUCCUGAUGACCCGUCCCAAGAUUACGAUGAAGGCUUAGGUGACAGCGAAAUAGGUGACACAGCAUCCACCAAUGGCUGCCACAGUAACCAAGCUAUUCAUAGUGAUCAAUCUGAAGACAGCAGCUUGACGGACAGUGAAAGGACACUGGUCGGUGAUGAGUUAUCCCCUCGAAAUAACUCUCCCGAUAUAAUGGGAACCGAGAUGGAACAAGAUCUCGAACCCCUUCAUUCUAGUUCUGAAGUGUCAAAACCUGAAUGUGACAGUAUGUUAAUGAACACAGAUACUAAUUGCCCUAUUCAUGGACAAGAUGAUACACGCAAUAUGUCCUCACCUGAAGAGAACACCAAAGACUCAAAAUGUAAUAACUCUGAGUGUUGUAAAAAUUUGUGUACAUGUUCAAAUCAAACUGUGUUGCCUGAAAUUACACCUAAAAGGUACUUCAGGGCAUAUAAUUACACAGAUUAUGAAACAGGAGAAAGAAUGCUCAGGGUGUAUGUUGACAAACGAAUAACCUUGGGAGAGGUGAAAAAAGAACUUGAACCUCAUAUUGGUGUCGGAGCUGAUUGUUUCAAGAUUUAUCGAGUUUAUUCAAAUAAUCAAGAAUUUGAAUACACAAGGCUAACUGAUAACCUUAUGUCAUAUGGUGAUGACAGCAGGUUGACAGUGAAACUUGGAAGGGCUCUUCGUAAAGGGGAGUACAAAGUGAAGAUAUACCAGCUGUGUGUAAAUGAGCCAGAACCUUUUAAAUAUCUAAUUGACUGGGUUCUGAUGAAAGGGAUGACUGUCUUGAAAGCCAAGAAAGAAAUUCUUCCAGAAAUUAAAGAAAGAUGUGGUCUAAAUAUUCCUUUAAAUAGGUGUCGUUUACGUAAGAAAAGUUGGAAAAAUCCAGGUUCUGUAUACCUCGACCACCAGCGAUUUGAGAAAGACAUUCCUAUCAAUACAAAUUGGGAAUUGUUUUUAGAAGUUCUACCAGAUGCUGAACCAGUAAUGUCUCCAAAGCAAAUAGCUUUGUUUACAAGAAUGUGGCACCCUAGUACAUAUCAGUUAGAUCCUUUUAAAGAAAUUGUGCUAGAUGAUGGUAAAGUAGACACACUGAAGAAAAAGCUAUCUGAAAUCAGUGGUGUUCCUGAAGAAUUUGUAGAAUUUGCAAAGGGUCAAGGCACCUUCCCUUGUGAAACAUCUUUAUUAUCAAUUCAUAAGGAGCUAGAAUGGCAGACACAGACUCCUUCUUUGAAUUGGCCCUUGUGCCAAAGUGAUGAUGGACAUGUUAUUUAUUACAGGGAUAAACGAGAAGAGCUAAAAAAGUUAUCAGAAGAAGAAAAGAGGGAAAUCACAAACAAAGAAAAUGCUCGGUCUAACAAAAAUCUCAAAACUAACUAUUCUCCCAGGAAGGAGAAGGCGUUAAAAAUAUACACUCUUGACAGUGCGCCCAGUAGUUCUGUGACUCGAAAUGCUACAAAUCAUAAUUCUGCAAUCAACACAUCUCAAGGUUCACAGCAUAUAGUACCAGAUUUGGACUAAUAUGCUAGUAAACUGCAGGUGAUUUCAGGAUGCUACUCAUGUAAUCAUCUCACAAGAAAAUAAAAGAACCAUGUCCUAUUCAUUGUGGCAAUAUUUAUUUUUAUGUUCUGCCACAAAUUUUUCAUCUUAGUUUAUUGCUUGCCUUUUUAUGAAAUAUGAAGUUUCUUAUGUCAGCAUGAAGUAAUAUUCAAUAAUUGUACUGGCCUCUGGCCUUUUUUUUUUUUUUUUUAAAUAAAUGUCCAUUUUUUUCCUCACUGUUUUCUUUUCUUUUUAUUUACAAUAAGCGUUAAAGAAAACAUUGUGAUUUUUAAGUGUGUGUAAUUAUAAUUUGCUUGUAUUGACAUAUUUAAAAAAAUUAUGUAUGAUUACUAAUAUAUUUAUUAAAAAUGCUGUGCAGCAAAUGCACUACAUUAUCUUUCUGUAAAUAUUGUUCUAUUUUAAAAACGUGAGAUUGGGCUUGAGACACUGAUUACCUUAGCAGAUUAAAAAAAAAAAGUAUUUCUGAAUGUAUUGCAAAAAUUCUUUUGACAAUCUAUGUAUUACAAAAAGAUAAAUUGUUUUGGCAUUUUUAUGUACCAUUCAGUCCUAGUAGUGUGCUGAAAAAUUUUUUUUAGUUAGACUUUCUGCUGUUUUGUUCAGAAUGUUAAUAAUAUUUAAUGGGGGGAGGGACUCUGUUUUUUGAAAUCUCUACCCAGAAGUGAUUUGUAGAAAUUCAUGCCACUUUUCUGAUUUUUCUUCUUCCUGAACCAAAUUUAAGUUGCAAUAUAUAGAGAGAGAAUGCUUUAUAUUUCUAAUAAUAAUAGCAAUUUCAUUAUUUGUAAUUUUAACCUUUUACUUAAUCUAAUAUGGCAAAAGUUAAUUAGUUUUAAUUGCUUGGUACUGCGUAAAUUUUGUCAGCUGUGUUGCUAAAUUUUUCUCUUAAAGAUUAUUCAGUUCUUGUUAUGCUUAAUUUAUUUAAAAUCUUAUUUAAAAUAAAAAAUAUUUUUGCUUUUGAAGUACAAAUGCUUAAAUCUGUCUUUUUGUGAACAGUAAUUUCUUUUGAAUAUGUUGUUAAAUCUUGUUAUCCAAUAUGUGUUUGAAUUAUAAAUCAUGUUAUUGUUCAGAAUAUCCUUCUUUGUAAUUUUAGAAAUGUGUUGGUUUUUGUAGCUGGCUCUACUAAAACUCUUAUUAUGUUUCAUAUUUUAAAGUUAGUUAUUUCCUGAUUUUCUUAUUUAGAUUAUAUUAAAAUCUCUUCAGUUUAAGGAAAAAUAUUCAUCAGUAGGUAAUGAGACAUUAUUCAUUCUGCUAUCUUUAUGUAUAUUAAAGCGCACACGUACAUACAAUUAGCUUUUGUUAAAAAAUAAGUUAAAAUUUUGUUUUAAUAAAGAUAGCUUUAAAAAAUUAGAAACAAAGUAUCAGUUGCUUUUGAAAGUUCUGUGAUCAGAUAUGUCUAGCAUUGUCAGGGGGAAUUCUAUAUUGUAUUUUCACUUGAUUCACUUGCACAUAAUUCUUCAUUCAUUUCUCUAAAAUUAGGAAAGAUCUGCAUUAGGAUCAUAUUUACCUAUCUGCAAGUUUUUAAUAUUAUGGAAAUGGGGGCAAAAGUAUUUUAAAUAGAAUUUGCAGUAUUCCCCCCCCCACCUAUUUUGGGGCAGAAAAACAUAUAGAAUAGUACAUUUUACCAUGAAAUUUAACUACGUUGCAGGACCAAUUUGAAUCAUAAUUUAGAAUUACUCUUCUGAGAUUAAUAUUGGAAAAUUAUUAAUCAUUUAAAUAAUAAUAAAUUUACACAUAUAUCCAAAUUAAAAAAUAAUCAGUUUUAUUUCAUUUGAAUGAAAAGUAUCCCAGUAUGAAUUUUAUGCAUUAUGAAGUUUAACUGAAUGUAUGUGUGUACAAAAAUUGAUUACUGUUUUAAAAUAAUUUUAGUACCUGUUAAGUAUUCUUAUUCAAACUUUCAUUAAUAGAAAAUAAUUAUUUAACAGAAAAGGGAAUUAAUAGAAUUUUCUAAUUUGUCUGAGACUGGUUAUUGAGCAGUUUAAAAAAAAUUUCUCUCAAGUAGAAUUUUUUUGUGGGAGAAAAAAUAUUUUUAAGAGAAUGUUCUGUGUACAAUUCUCAUCAUUUUUACAUACUGUACUUACACUGAAAUUGCUGUGAUGUAGGAUCCAUAGGCGCAUGAAAUUGAUGCUCACUGUUUGUUAUUUACUCUUCCAUAAGUAAUGUACUUCAAUGGAAGUAACCUUGAGCUACAAUUGUUUUCAAUAUGAUGUCUGAACUAAAUUUGCUAUCUUGUUCUUUAUAUAUACUGAAGGUUUAUGUCUUGCCCAUGUCAUCUGUUAAAAUGCCUCAAAUAUGUAUUUCCUACAUCAUGCAUAAUAAAUUUUUAAAUAUAAGUAUGA